CGGCGCUGAGGGGCCUCGCGACGAGAGCGGCGCCAUGCCGUGCACCUGCGGGAACUGGCGGCGCUGGAUCCGGCCGCUGGUGGCCACCAUCUACGUGGUGGGGCUGCUGGUGGCCCUGCCGCUCUGCGUGUGGGAGCUGCAGAAGCUGGAGGUUGGAAUCCAAACCAAGGCAUGGUUUAUUGCUGGAAUCUUUUUACUGAUGACGAUACCAAUAUCUCUUUGGGGAAUAUUGCAACAUUUGGUUCAUUAUACUCAACCUGAAUUACAAAAACCUAUAAUAAGGAUUCUAUGGAUGGUGCCAAUUUACAGUCUAGACAGUUGGAUAGCAUUGAAAUAUCCGAAAAUUGCAAUUUAUGUGGAUACGUGUAGAGAAUGCUAUGAAGCCUAUGUCAUCUAUAACUUCAUGGUAUUUCUUUCAAAUUAUCUGACCAAUCGAUAUCCAAAUCUGGUGUUAAUUAUAGAAGCGAAAGAUCAGCAGAAACAUUUACCACCAUUGUGCUGCUGUCCACCUUGGCCUAUGGGAGAGGCGUUGUUGUUCAGAUGCAAGCUGGGAGUUUUGCAGUAUACUGUUGUCAGACCAUUCACCACUAUAAUUGCUUUAAUCUGUGAAAUGCUCGGAGUAUAUGAUGAAGGGAACUUUAGCUUCAAAAAUGCUUGGACGUAUUUAGUCAUAUUCAACAAUAUGUCUCAGCUUUUUGCCAUGUACUGCCUUGUACUGUUUUAUAAAGUACUGCGGGAAGAAUUAAACCCAAUCAAACCUGUGGGCAAGUUUCUGUGUGUCAAGAUGGUGGUUUUUGUUUCUUUUUGGCAAGCUGUACUUAUUGCAUUGCUGGUGAAAGUUGGUGUUAUCUCUGAGCAUGACACAUGGGAAUGGAGGAGUGUAGAAGAAGUGGCAACUGGCUUACAAGACUUUAUCAUCUGUGUGGAGAUGUUCUUUGCUGCAAUUGCUCACCACUACAGUUUUUCCUACAAGCCUUAUGUUCAAGAAGCUGAAGAAGGCUCUUGCUUUGAUUCCUUUCUUGCAAUGUGGGAUAUUUCUGAUAUCAGGGCAGAUGUAACUGAACAGGUUCGCAAUGUUGGAAGGACAGUAUUUGGCCAACCAAGGAAAAUGUUUUUUGGUGAAGAUCAGGAACAGGAUGAACAUACAAGUUUACUGUCUUCAUCUACUCAAGACCCAAUUUCUGCUUCCUCUUCCAUACCAUCAUCUCCUAUGGGUCACUAUCAAGGGUUUGGACACACUGUGACUCCAACAAUGCCUACUGAACCAACUUCGGAUGGACUCUAUAGCUCUGUGGAAGAGAGAGAAGAUUCCCGUGUUCCAACAGAAAAGAUUGUGGAUUAAACGUUCAACCGUUCUUUUUUCA
Messenger RNA from Euleptes europaea (tarantolino), 1364 nucleotides. It is a transcript of the gene TMEM184C, whose product is annotated as transmembrane protein 184C. Lineage: Eukaryota; Metazoa; Chordata; Lepidosauria; Squamata; Sphaerodactylidae. The record is from RefSeq and is a predicted model, not a curated record. The transcript has 10 exons. Gene Ontology annotation, biological process: transport. Gene Ontology annotation, molecular function: transporter activity. The coding region runs from base 35 to 1342 and encodes 435 amino acids.